Molecule: messenger RNA, 979 nt
Organism: Propithecus coquereli (Coquerel's sifaka)
Lineage: Eukaryota; Metazoa; Chordata; Mammalia; Primates; Indriidae
Gene: PRSS33
Product: protease, serine, 33
Exons: 6
Coding region: 137-979 (280 amino acids)
Biological process (GO): proteolysis
Molecular function (GO): serine-type endopeptidase activity
Source: RefSeq, a predicted model, not a curated record
GGGCAGACAGAAGGGCCACGGCGGUGGGGGGCAGGGGACCCCUGGGCUAGGAAGCUCUCCUCUCCUCUCUGCCAGCUCCAGACCAGAGUCCCAGCCCUGGGGAGAGCUACUUACCCAGCCCAGCCCGGAAGACAGAAUGAGGGGGGCUUCCUGCCUCCAGGUCCUGCUCCUGCUGGUGCUGGGAGCUUCUGGGACCCAGGUAAGGAAGUCUGCAGCCUGCGGGCAGCCCCGUGCGUCCAGUCGGAUCGUGGGGGGCCGGGAUGCCCAGGAUGGAGAGUGGCCCUGGCAGGCGAGCAUCCAGCACCGUGGGGCGCACGUGUGCGGGGGGUCGCUCAUCGCCCCCGAGUGGGUGCUGACAGCCGCGCACUGCUUUCCCAGGAGGGCGCUGCCGUCAGAGUACCGCGUGCGCCUGGGGGCGCUGCGCCUGGGCCCCACCUCGCCCCGCGCGCUCUCAGCGACCGUGCGGCGGAUGCUGCUGCCCCCAGACUACUCCGAGGACCGUGCCCGUGGCGACCUGGCGCUGCUGCAGCUGCGCCACCCGGUGCCCUUGAGCGCCCGCGUCCAGCCUGUCUGCCUGCCAGCUCCUGGCGCCCGCCCAGCGCCCCGCACACCGUGCUGGGUCACUGGCUGGGGCAGCCUCCGCCCAGGAGUGCCACUCCCAGAGUGGCGACCCCUGCAGGGAGUAAGGGUGCCUCUGCUGGACUCACGCACCUGUGACCGCCUCUACCACGUGGGUUCGGACGUGCCCCAGGCCGAGCGCAUAGUGCUACCAGGGAACCUCUGUGCUGGCUACACUGAGGGCCGCAAGGACGCCUGCCAGGGUGACUCUGGGGGACCCUUGGCCUGCCUGCAGUCUGGGCGCUGGGUCCUGGUGGGCGUGGUGAGCUGGGGCAAGGGUUGCGCCCUGCCCAGCCGACCGGGUGUCUACACCAAUGUGGCCACAUACAGUCCCUGGAUUCAUGCUCACCUCAGCCUCUAA